AUGUCCUCAUCUUCGUCCUCCUCUCUCCCCGUGCCAGCGGACUGGCUGCUCCCUCUGAUGCCCUGCCCUCUGUGUGGCGACGAGGUUGUCACCGCCGUCGCUAGGACCGGCAACAACGCCGGUCAUCGUUUCUACAAGUGCAUCCGCUACGAUGUAAGUUGUAUUUCUGAUUCAGAAAGUUCCGACCCUGCAUCUAGUUGCCACAGCUUGUCAUCACAGGUCCUCGGACUAAUGCAUUCCAGUAUGUGUUUCAUAUUUUGUCAGGCUCGUCAGUGUCGUUUCUUCGAGUUCCAGCGCACAUAUUGCAGGAGGAUGACUCAGGACCAGAUUGUUGCUGCGCGGCAUCAAGCCGGAUGGCACCCGGCUGGGCAUGGAUUCGCAGUUCAUCAUGGCAACCCGCCUGUCCAGAUGGUUCCAGCUGUCAUACAACCCCAGGCGCAACAGCACGCCCAGCCGCAUCUUCCGCCGCAGAUCCAGGCUGCGAUGCACCAGUCGCCGCAGGCGGUCAACAAUAUGUUUGCUGAAGCCAUCAUGCCAGCUGCGUCGGCCGGGGCAGCAUCUGGUGCACAAGGACUGGCCGCAGUUGUCAUGCUCAUGGCUACUGUCAACAUCUUGCUCACCGUUGCCGUCCUGAUGGUCGUGCUUGCUAUGUACUUUGCUUAA
Molecule: messenger RNA, 663 nt
Organism: Triticum turgidum subsp. durum (durum wheat)
Lineage: Eukaryota; Viridiplantae; Streptophyta; Magnoliopsida; Poales; Poaceae
Source: the annotation of a GenBank genome assembly